Messenger RNA from Balaenoptera acutorostrata (minke whale), 4774 nucleotides. It is a transcript of the gene MICU1, whose product is annotated as mitochondrial calcium uptake 1. The record is from RefSeq and is a predicted model, not a curated record. The transcript has 12 exons. Lineage: Eukaryota; Metazoa; Chordata; Mammalia; Artiodactyla; Balaenopteridae. Gene Ontology annotation, biological process: calcium import into the mitochondrion; mitochondrial calcium ion homeostasis. Gene Ontology annotation, cellular component: uniplex complex. Gene Ontology annotation, molecular function: calcium ion binding. The coding region runs from base 128 to 1657 and encodes 509 amino acids.
GGCUAGGAGAGUCACGUGAGGGUGGGCGGUGGAGGUGGAGCCUGGUCUCGCCUGUUUCUUCGUCUCUAUGGUUUUCAGAGGUGGGCGGCUUUGACGGAGAAGCAGCUGGAGCUCCAGCGUGGACGGGAUGUUUCGUCUUAACUCUAUUUCUGCAUUGGCAGAGCUGGCAGUGGGCUCUCGAUGGUACCAUAGAGCAUCACAGCCCACCCAGAUCAGGCGACGGCUGAUGAUGGUGGCUUUUCUUGGAGCAUCUGCAGUAACUGCAAGUACUGGUCUCUUGUGGAAGAGGGCCCUUGCAGAAUCUCCACCAUCUGUAAACAACCUAAAGAGUGAACUUGGUGAUAAAGGGAAGAGUAAAGAUGAAGGGGAAGAUUGUAACCACGAAAAAAAGGCUUCAGGUGUUUGUCUUGAGCCUUAUCCAGAAGAGAAAAAGAAGAAACGUUCUGGAUUCAGAGACAGAAAAGUGAUGGAAUAUGAGAAUAGGAUUCGCGCAUAUUCCACACCAGACAAAAUCUUCCGGUAUUUUGCCACCUUGAAAGUAAUCAGUGAGCAUGGUGAAUCUGAAGUGUUUAUGACACCACAAGAUUUUGUGCGAUCCAUAACACCCAAUGAAAAACAACCAGAACACUUGGGUCUGGAUCAAUAUACAAUAAAACGCUUUGAUGGAAAGAAAAUUGCCCAGGAACGAGAAAAAUUUGCUGAUGAAGGCAGUAUAUUUUACACCCUUGGAGAAUGUGGACUCAUAUCCUUUUCAGACUACAUUUUCCUUACGACUGUUCUUUCUACUCCUCAGAGAAAUUUUGAAAUUGCCUUCAAGAUGUUUGACUUGAAUGGAGAUGGAGAAGUAGACAUGGAGGAGUUUGAACAGGUUCAGAGCAUCAUUCGCUCCCAAACCAGCAUGGGAAUGCGUCACAGAGAUCGUUCUACAACUGGUAACACCCUCAAGUCUGGCUUGUGUUCAGCCCUCACAACCUACUUUUUUGGAGCUGAUCUCAAGGGGAAGCUGACAAUCAAAAACUUCCUUGAAUUUCAGCGUAAACUUCAGCACGAUGUUCUGAAGCUGGAAUUUGAACGCCAUGACCCUGUGGAUGGGAGAAUCACCGAGAGGCAGUUUGGUGGCAUGCUGCUGGCCUACAGUGGGGUGCAGUCCAAGAAGUUGACUGCCAUGCAGAAGCAGCUCAAGAAGCACUUCAAAGAGGGAAAGGGUCUGACAUUUCCAGAAGUGGAGAACUUUUUUACUUUCCUAAAGAACAUUAAUGAUGUAGACACUGCAUUGAGCUUUUACCAUAUGGCUGGGGCAUCUCUUGAUAAAGUGACCAUGCAGCAGGUGGCCAGGACAGUGGCUAAAGUGGAGCUCUCAGAUCACGUGUGUGAUGUCGUGUUUGCGCUCUUUGACUGUGAUGGUGAGUGGGGCCGUCUGGAGUCCGCGGAAAAACCAAGCCUUACUGCCCUUGAAGUGGACACUUUUAUGAUGGAGCCUUGCAGCCAGCUCCAGGGCAACGGAGAGCUGAGCAAUAAGGAAUUUGUUUCUAUUAUGAAGCAACGGCUGAUGAGAGGCCUGGAGAAGCCCAAAGACAUGGGCUUCACCCGCCUCAUGCAGGCCAUGUGGAAAUGUGCACAGGAAACUGCCUGGGACUUCGCUUUGCCCAAACAGUAACCCAGAACUGCAUGAGGAGCCGCGCCUCCAGGCCAGGCACCCUGGCCCCUUGGGCAGAGCCUUGGCACAGUCCUCCCUGCUGCUGCUUCCGGAAGAAGUGCUCCCCUCCUCCUGGGAAUGAUCUCAGGACUCAUCAAGUUUCCCCUCUCCCAGUGUUCCGCUAGGCCCUGGUUCUAAACCAGUGAUUCUCCCUAGAGGUCCUCAAAAACAUGAGCAGGUCCUAAAAGCGCAGACCUUUGGCACGUUCGACAGUACUACCUAUUCAAGCACCCUACAGACAAAGAAUGCAGGAACCAUCCAUGUACCUGCCAACCCUGGGAAACACCCAUUUCUUGAGUCAUCUUGGUGUGGAUUUAUAUUAACAAGAACAUACCUUGCUUCUCCUCCUGCUGGUGUUUUUUAAGCUACAAAUUGGGAAAACCUCUGGCAGAAAAAGGAAAUCAGUGAUGAAUGAUAACGAGGAUGACCCAGGCACCCUGAGCUGGUGGGAAGCCUGGGCCAGAGGAAGGAUCUGUGUCAGUCCCCAGGGUGGCUCUGAGGCGAUGUGCCCAGUGGGAAUGGAGCGAGAUUAGGAAUUUAAAGUAGCUGCUGCAUGGCUCUCUCCACUCCCUUCUUUUCCUCUCAGGCUCCCUAAGAAGACUCCAGCACGACUGUGCUUAUUAAAUGAGCAGCAGUGAUUAAGCUCAUGGCCCCUGCGAGUGCCAUUUCCCCUCCAGGCGUGUGCCUCUGAAGCUGAGUCCUGGCUCAGAGCCUGUCUGCCCUGUCUUAAACACUUGUAAAAUAGCACUUUAAUUAUAACGGUUUGCAGUAAAGCCCCACCACCACCACCAAAGGCUCUUGUCUCCUUUAUUUUAGGGUCCUCUGGGGCCCUUUUCAUUUCACUUCUCCACUGGCUUUGAGAUUCUAGCAGCAGACCUGUUUUCUUUCCACCAGAGCCUGGUCCUUCCUGUUGAGAAGGCACUUCAGCAAGGUUUGGAUAGCAUUUCAUCCUGGACCAAGGCUACCAGGUCCAAUGUAGUCCUUGAUUACUCAUGCCCCACGAGAAGGAACUAAGACAGGGUGGUAGGGGAUAUGAGACAUCAUCUGGUAUGGUGGACCUAAGUGUUAAGAACCAUAGCAACUGGGAAUUCCCUGGCGGUCCAGUGGUUAGGACUCUACAUUCUCACUGCUGAGGGCCCGGGUUCAGUCCCUGGUCAGGGAACUAAAAUCCCACAAGCCACGCAGCACGGCCAAAAAAAAGAAAAAAGAAAAGAACCAUAGCAACCAGUGUUUUAUGUGGAUUCAACUCUGCCACCACCUCAGUGUGACCUUGAGCAAGCAAGCAAUUUCCCAUCUGUUUUCUCAACUAUAAAAUGACAGAUAGGGUUGAGCUUAAUGGGCUUAGAGGUUUCUUCCAGGUCCAGAAACCUCUCCUUCAGCUCUUCUCCAGAAUUCCUACAACCUCCAGAACCUCCAGGUAGUGCUCCUUGGCAGGAUAGGGUCUCGCAUCCAGUGUAAUAGCACCACCACACCAAAAACCCAGUGCUUCCUGCGAGGCCUAGAAGUUGGUAGGGAGUGUUUAUCAGGCAGAGAAGAGCAGAGACAUAGGUCUGCACCUGUGGCUCUACAAGGACAGUACCAACCCCAGCAUUUUCUCCAGAGCAAUUUAAUAACCUCACUUCUAACAUCCUUUCUGGGAGCAGAUUAGAUUAUCUCUCAAAGGAGUUUGCCACUCAUGCACCUCAUCUAUCUUCCACUGUUUCCUUUCUUGUGGUAUGUAUUCCUGGCACCCUAGUGUAGCCUUUGCCUUGCUCAUUGCCCCAGCGUUGAGGCAUCAGCAAAAUGUGAGCUUUUUCUUAAAUUUGUCCCAUAAUCCCCAAAUCACUCUUUUCCCCAAUCCUCAUUUCUCCAGCCUGAAAGAGAAGUCCCUUUCACAGCCUCUGUGGGGCAUUCACUCCCUCACCAGAAGAGACCUGCCAACUGGCCUGGGUUCACCGAAGCUGAAUGCCAAAUCAUAGCAGGAAAGGAUAAGGAUCUCACCUGCAACAUCUUGAAAGCCAGGGUCAAGAGCACCUAUGACAAGUACAUGGAAUUCCAGCUGAACUCCAUUAGCUCCUAGGAGAGCCUGAGGAAGCAGAGGCGGUCCAGGUGCUCAAGAAGACAGGACGGCCACACUUUGGCACAACAGGGCAAAUGUGCAGGUGAAAGGUACAAGCUAAGUCACCCAGAAGAGGCCAGGAUGCCCCAAGGAAGUCCCUGAUCAAGGAAGCAUGUGAGCUCCCUGGUGGUGUAGUGGCUAGGAUUCGGCACUUUCACCAAGGAAGCAUGUGAGUAGGCUGAGGGGACUUUAGUAGGCAGAGUUUGGGGGUAAGGCUGGGAGCAUUUGGGAAUACAGAAGGCUGAUACGUGCUUCUCUUUUUAUUCCCAUUGUUUCUUCUACCUAGACAGAAUAAGCUUCCCCUCUGCCUUCAAGAUUCAGAUCAAACUGUCCCUUCCUUAAUCCUCUUCCAGACAAGAUUAGCGGCCCCUCCUUUGCCCCCCAAGGAUCGCUUGCCCAACCAUAACAACGCUGCUGUAAUUUGAUGUAAUUUUUGUGAGAUUGUCACCCACAAAGUUCAGACCCAAAGCAGUGACAUAAUCAAAGAAAGAGUCCACCACCAAAAGCAAAUUUAAAAAUAUUUCUCGGACGAGGUAAAAGUGAUACUAGCAGUGCCUCAAUAAAUUCCUCCUGAGACAGGCUGGGACCUGGGCCCUUUACUGCAGUGCUUGCACCUGGACACACAUCUCCUCGAGCAACAGAAUACAAAGAAACUAAUGGAAUUAAAAAUAACUGCAUGCAUGCCGCAAUCCGGGCAAUUAUGAGCAAUAAGAUAAAAGGCCACAAACCGACUGCCACUUAGGUGCUGGGAGCAAAAGCAGGGUACUGUGCAUGAUCCCUGCACACGGCACCACCAAGGGGGUGGGCAGAGCACCUAAGCCACUCCUCCGGCCCCAUCUGCAGAUCUGCCUCCGUCCUCACCCCACUGAAGGAACCAGCCUGCCCUCCACGGACAGCGAGCAAGGGCACCUGUUACUUGUUCUCGCUCCCUCGUGCUGCAGCACAAGUCCCAGUAAAGCCUUGCCUGAAUUCCUCAUCUG